Molecule: messenger RNA, 422 nt
Organism: Danaus plexippus (monarch butterfly)
Lineage: Eukaryota; Metazoa; Arthropoda; Insecta; Lepidoptera; Nymphalidae
Exons: 3
Coding region: 1-360 (119 amino acids)
Source: RefSeq, a predicted model, not a curated record
AUGCUCUUUCCGUGUUGCAUUUCACAGAUUUUAUUUGCCAGUCUAUUUUUGAGCGUCUCAAGCUGGUCUCUACCGUUCCAACCCGUGCAGAGGAAUCCUGUCAUAAGAUACGCGCGUCCUCAAAGACAUAUACUUCCACCCAAGCCGUGGCAGUCGGAACAGUCUGAGUGGGUCCGACUGAAACGUGAGCGUGACGAUCACGACUACGACCACGACUAUGACCGCGACCACGACCACGCCCGCGACCACAGAGGCACCAGCGGAGUCACGGGUCCGAUACACACGUUUGUCAAAACUGACAAGAACGCUAAUUACAAGUGGGGCGUCAGACAUCACGUGGGCAACCAGUACGCCUCAUAGCACAGCGUGUAUCGUUACUCUAUCACAAUGUACCUAGUGUUAUUCUUUGAUUUUAUUAUAGU